Prorocentrum cordatum is the source of this 906-nucleotide messenger RNA. The record is from the annotation of a GenBank genome assembly. Lineage: Eukaryota; Dinophyceae; Prorocentrales; Prorocentraceae.
GGGGAAAGGGGAAAGGGAAGAGCCAAUCAUCUCCGACACCUUCUUACCCCAAGCAAGCGGGGUCGGCGAAUACAUCGCGUCAGCAUCUCAGUCAGAGCUCGUCUGGUUGACUCGUGCUUCUUGUUGCUCUCGCACAUUAAUUGCGGGGGCAUUGAGUAUACAAAUGUUUUCUGCGCUGUCUGGAUAUGUUCUGUCAACUUCUCCAUAGUUCAUCCUUCCUUCUUUUGCGACCAUACUGGAAUACACGUCCUUCUCCAUGUGCUCGCCAGGCCCUGGCAUCAAUGUCUGACGAGGCCGGCGUCUACGCAGUGCCAGCCGUGCAGGACCCUGGCUUCGUCUACGAGAGCAAUCACGAGUCGCAACGGUGGGACAUCAACCAGGCCGCGCGGACCACCCAGACGACGACCACGGUGGGACCGCGCACCAUCAUUGCACAAUGUUUGAAUUAUUCACUGUGCGAUUGAUUGUCUCCACACAUGUGGCAGCGCAGAAGAACGCGUAUACUGUAUAUAAAUGUAUCCGUUAACGCGCCUAUGACAUGCCCGCUCGCGCGCAGAGUUUGCCACAAGCGCCAGCGUGUUCAAGCGCGUGGCCGAUGUACUCACAUCCUUUGUGUUCCCCUUUUGAGCUGCGAACAUCUGAACGUGUUGUCGUGUACACAUGCCUGCCUGCAAAAUUUCAAACAUGUGCUUGAGACUCCCACCGAUGCUCCCAGCAUCGGUGCGCAAAUUAGCCUCGAUAUGGUUCCUGGUGCGAGUACGAACGCAGUAACAAGCGGACAACACGCUGGAUAUUCGCCAGCAGAAUUGCACCUCAGCGGCCAUCGCUUCGACCGCAAGCUGCGCGAACGCCAUGCAGCAGGCAUCUGUAUGGUGGCUGCUCGCGACAGUUUGAGGCGUGGCCAGG